AUGGGGACAGACUUUGGGCAGAGCUUCCGUAAAGGAAUCGGCAUUCGGAAGAGGGACGUUGACGAGGGAAACGUCAUUGACUCGGUGCCGCCGUCAGACACCUCACCCAUAUCAGGUGUCCCUGGCCGGAUAUCACCUCCUAUAACCCCAGACGUUGUUUCGGUUCCACAAUCACGGCAGACAUCUAUGGAAAUAGCCUCUGAGAUUGCUCCGGAAAUCGUGGUGUGGACUGAGGACAUGGAUAUCGACAUGGAUAUCGACAAUGCUAGUCCGGUUGAGUCCGACGAUGAACUGUCGAGUCUCAAAACCGAUCCCGAGUGA
Molecule: messenger RNA, 321 nt
Organism: Fusarium graminearum PH-1
Lineage: Eukaryota; Fungi; Ascomycota; Sordariomycetes; Hypocreales; Nectriaceae
Exons: 1
Coding region: 1-321 (106 amino acids)
Source: RefSeq, a predicted model, not a curated record